AUGACGCUACUCAGGCUCCGCUGUAAUGCAUUUCUGGCAUUUGUGCUGAGUGCAUCUAUAGCAGUUUUCGCAGUGGGGAUUCUAGGCUAUACGGUGCUUAUUCCCCAGUUUGUGGGCGCGAAUGUGAACCAGAAAAUGCGCCUGAUCCCCGAAAACGAGGCUCUCGAGAGAUGGGCGAACUACUCAGACCCCAUAUAUCUAUCGAUACAUCUGUUCAAUAUAACGAACAUCGAAGAGUUCAGGGAUGGGGGACCUCCCAGAGUUCAGGAGAUCGGACCUUAUGUCUACCUGGAGAAACGAACAAAACGGGUUGAUUACAUGGAUGAGAAUGUGAUUUCCUACUCCGAGUACAAGUCUUAUAGAUUCCUGCCGGAAUUUUCGUCUGGUGAUCCGAAAGAAGACAUUGUUCACGCGCUCAACGUUCCGCUGGUCUCCGUCGCUGACUUCAUUGAGAAAACCAUUCCUAACUUCCCGUGGUUGGAGCCAGUUUUCCAGAGUGUUCUCCAUGCACUAACGUACAAGCAUGACGAAGACAUCGUGGUACGUCGCACGGUGGACGAGAUGCUUUUCGCCGGAUACGAUACCCCGUUCGUUGUCGAGGCUGUGAGGCUGGCGAAGAAAGCGCUGCCUUCGCUAGAAUUUGACUCGCACGAUCGUUUCGGACUCCUGCUGAACAAGAAUGGAUCGAUCGCAGACCAGUACACUGUAGGCACGGGCGCUGGAGAUUUGCCCUUCACGAAAAUAAUCGAAUGGAAUGGUAAAACUGAACUGCCCUACUGGGGGAGCGAUCAUUGCAAUCAGAUCAAUGGCACCGACGGCUCCCAGUUUCCGCCGCUCACGGACAAAGGGAACAGGCUGCAAAUUUUCUCGGCCGAGCUAUGCCGCUCCAUCCACUUGGAGCAUGAAUCCGAUACAGAAGUCAAGGGCAUUGAAACGCAAAGAUACACAGUGCCGGCAGCCCUGUACUCGAGCGCCGAAGAGGUGGAAUCGAACGUUUGCUACUGCGAGUCUCCCGACAAAUGUGAUCUGAGCGGAAUAAUGAAUAUCAGCAAAUGCCGCAAGGGUUUGCCUUUGAUGAUGUCGGCUCCUCACUUCUACAUGGGUGAACCGAAACUAUCCCAAGAUAUCAUAGGCCUGAAACCCACGAAAGAAAAACAUGAGACUUUCCUCGACAUCUCUUCGAUGACCGGACUCGUGUUGCGAGCUGCGAAGCGAUUGCAAAUCAACAUUGAAGUCAAGCCCAGUCUAUACGUGCCGACUCUGGAAAAUGUCACAACAAGAAUAAUUCCAGUAGCGUGGAUCGAGGAGCGUAUGGAGGCCACGGUUUCGUUCACGGGCUUACUGAAAGAGAAAUUGGUUCGUCCACGGAAUUUCGCCAUCGCUGUGUGCUCUCUCGCUGUUUUGAUUGGCGGUCUCUCCACAGUGAUUGUGAUUGUCGUCUCCUGCAUCAGAGACGCUAAAUACUUCAAAUCUUUUGAUCUCAAAGCCAUCAGCGCCGAUGACGUUCGGGGAGCUCCCGAGAAAACGAGAGAAAAUCUCGAAGAGGCGACCCUCUCCCUCAAAAACGGCUCUGAAACAAUAGUUGUCACGACGAGAAACGGGACUUGACGGAGAUACGGGUCAAAUCACA
This is a messenger RNA of Galendromus occidentalis (western predatory mite), 1630 nucleotides long. Its product is annotated as lysosome membrane protein 2. NCBI's taxonomy places the organism in Eukaryota, Metazoa, Arthropoda, Arachnida, Mesostigmata, Phytoseiidae. The transcript has 8 exons. The coding region runs from base 1 to 1608 and encodes 535 amino acids. Gene Ontology annotation, molecular function: scavenger receptor activity. Gene Ontology annotation, cellular component: cytoplasm; membrane. The record is from RefSeq and is a predicted model, not a curated record.